Messenger RNA from Cotesia glomerata, 665 nucleotides. RefSeq names its product 40S ribosomal protein S18 (gene RpS18). Gene Ontology annotation, cellular component: cytosol; small ribosomal subunit; ribosome. Gene Ontology annotation, biological process: translation. Bases 147 to 605 code for a protein of 152 amino acids. Lineage: Eukaryota; Metazoa; Arthropoda; Insecta; Hymenoptera; Braconidae. The transcript is spliced from 4 exons. The record is from RefSeq and is a predicted model, not a curated record. Gene Ontology annotation, molecular function: RNA binding; structural constituent of ribosome.
AUUCAGAGGUCGUGUGUUUCCUCUCCAAUACCUGCAAUUAUAAACUCUACCAGAAGAUGGUGCUGAAGUUUCUCUAAGAGCCGUUGAAUAGUGAGGUAAAUACGGACACAUGUAAAUCAGCCUCUUUUACACUGACGUCGCUCAACAUGUCGCUCAUUAUCCCAGAGAAAUUCCAGCACAUCCUUCGUAUCGUUGGUACGAACAUUGAUGGUAACCGGAACAUCAUGUUCGCGUUGACCAGCAUCAAAGGAGUUGGAAGACGUUACGCCAACAUUGUAUGCAAGAAGGCAGAUAUCGAUUUAACCAAGCGUGCUGGAGAAUGUACCGAAGAGGAGGUUGAAAAAAUCGUCACCAUCAUGACCAACCCCAGACAAUACAAAAUACCAGACUGGUUCCUCAACAGACAAAAGGAUAUUAUUGACGGAAAAUACUCCCAGCUCACCAGUUCCAACUUGGACUCUAAAUUGCGUGAAGAUUUGGAACGCAUGAAGAAGAUCCGCGCUCACCGUGGUCUUCGUCAUUUCUGGGGUCUCCGUGUCCGUGGUCAACACACCAAGACAACUGGUCGACGUGGUCGUACUGUUGGUGUGUCCAAGAAGAAGUAAUUUGUCAUUUUUUUAUGUCAAAUAUUAAUAUUUGAUUAUAAUAAAAAUUUAUAAAUUCAA